GACAGCUCGAGCACGCUCUGAUCGCAUGCAUUCGCUCACACAGUCCAGUGACACACGCUGGCCUUACAAACUUUGAAUGUGCACGCUGCUCGUAGUGCCAAUGCCGGAGUUAAGCGUUUUUUUCAUUUACGCGAAGGACGUGAUCAGGGGGACGGAGGGACAGCGGGACUGAGGGACAACAGAUGCUUCAGAGUGGGAGCUUACCAACCCUGCUGCUGUUACUGAGCUUCACCUUUUCUAUAGAAACAGAUACCAGGCUGCUAUCCCCACCACAGAAAGUCCGCAUAGAAUCAACAAACAUGAAGCACCUGCUCAAGUGGAGCCCCCUGCAAGUCUCCUGUGGUACUGUCACCUACUCAGUUCAGUUCCAGGGGGAGUUUGAACUACAGUUUCUGAACGGAAGCUGGGAGAAUGCCUUGGACUGUCAGAGCAUCCAUGAGAACGUCUGUGACUUGACCCCUGACCUCGCCUCUGACUCUGACUAUGACAUCCGCGUGAGGGCCGAGUGUGGAGGGCGGGUCUCCCGCUGGACAAGCCCUGGGACACGCUUCAACAGGAGAGAGACAAACCUCUCAACCCCUGACAUGAAAGUCAAUGUGUCUGGUGACUUCAUCCAUGUGGAGUUCGCCGACCUUCCCAGAAAUGUGGAUAUAAUCCUCACGCACUGGAAACAAGGCCAGGAGCUCAGUGCUUCCAGGCACCACAUCACUGCAGAGUGGAACCCCUUUCACCUGGGGAGGUUGGAGAGCGGGGCCACCUAUUGCCUCAGUGCACAGGCCCUUCUGCACAACAUCAACAAGAGCACCAGCACAGAGACAAAGUGCUUCAGCAUUUCUGAAUCCAUGCUCCCCUGGCUGAAGCCCACCGCUGUGUUUGUUGCGGUGGUCAUCAUUAUGGCCCUGGGGCUUGCAGCGUUUUGGUCUCUGACACGGUGCUGCCCCACCCUCCUACAUGCCUGCUGGCCUAAGGAACAGCUGCCAAAGGCACUGCUCCACGGAGAGGCGGUGAACACACUGAGGGUCCGCACAGAGGAGGAGCUCCGAGAACUGUACCACUCAUUGCAGGUGCUGGACCCAAGCCAGCUCGAGAGAGAAGAGGAGAAGGGGUGAGGAAGCAUGAUGGAUCUCCUCGCUUUUAGAGCAGCAGCCACACAUUCACCUUGACCUAAACUCACCUGCACGUUGACUUGGAUCAGAACUAACAAUUACACUAUGAAGUGACAGACUCAAGUCUGAUGAAGCUUGGAUAGUCACUGUGUGAUGUCAGUCCUACUGCCUGGCUGUUGAAGGAAACGUCAAUCUAAUAUUCUGCUGGAUGAUGUCAGUUUAUUAUCACACUGUCAG
Molecule: messenger RNA, 1343 nt
Organism: Megalops cyprinoides (Indo-Pacific tarpon)
Lineage: Eukaryota; Metazoa; Chordata; Actinopteri; Elopiformes; Megalopidae
Gene: il20rb
Product: cytokine receptor family member B16
Exons: 7
Coding region: 183-1109 (308 amino acids)
Molecular function (GO): interleukin-20 binding
Source: RefSeq, a predicted model, not a curated record